Molecule: messenger RNA, 1176 nt
Organism: Micromonas commoda
Lineage: Eukaryota; Viridiplantae; Chlorophyta; Mamiellophyceae; Mamiellales; Mamiellaceae
Exons: 1
Coding region: 1-1176 (391 amino acids)
Biological process (GO): glycolipid biosynthetic process; sulfolipid biosynthetic process
Molecular function (GO): UDPsulfoquinovose synthase activity
Source: RefSeq, a predicted model, not a curated record
AUGAUCCUCGGCGGCGACGGCUACUGCGGCUGGGCCACCGCCCUCCACCUCUCCAACCGCGGCUACGAGGUCGCCAUCGUCGACAACAUGUGCCGCCGCACCUUCGACGACCAGCUCGGAUUCAACUCGCUCACCCCGAUCAAGGGCAUCCACGAGCGCGUCCGCGUCUGGGAGGAGGUGUCCGGCAAACGCAUCCAGCUCUACGUCGGCGACAUCUGCGACUACGAGUUCCUCUCCGCGGCGUUCCAGGCGUUUGAGCCCACCGCGUGCGUGCAUUUCGGCGAGCAGCGCUCGGCGCCGUACUCGAUGAUGGACCGCUCCCGCGCCGUGUUCACCCAGACCAACAACGUCAUGGGCACCAUCAACGUGUGCUACGCCAUCAAGGAGUUCGCCCCCGAGUGCCACCUCAUCAAGCUCGGCACCAUGGGCGAGUACGGCACCCCCAACAUCGACAUCGAGGAGGGGUACAUCACCAUCGAACACAACGGCCGCACCGACACCCUCCCGUAUCCCAAGCAGGGCAACUCCUUCUACCACCUCUCCAAGUGCCACGACUCCGCCAACAUGCUCAUGUGCACCAAGACGUGGAAGAUGCGCACCACCGACCUCAACCAGGGCGUCGUCUACGGCGUCGCCACCCCGGAGACGAUGAUGGACGACAGGCUCGUCAACAGGCUCGACUACGACGCCGUCUUCGGCACCGCGCUCAACCGCUUCGCCAUCCAGGCCGCCGUGGGCCACCCCAUGACGGUUUACGGCAAGGGCGGCCAGACCCGCGGCUUCCUGAACAUCACCGACACGUGCAAGUGCAUCCAGAUCGCGUGCGAUAACCCCGCGCCCCCCGGCGAGAUGAAGAUUUACAACCAGUUCACCGAGCAGUUCAGCGUGAACGAGCUCGCCGCGCUCAUCACCGAGGCUGGCCAGAAGCUGGGCCUCGAUCCCCAGGUGAUCAACGUGCCCAACCCCCGUACGGAGAUGGAGGAGCACUACUACAACGCCAAGCACUCGAAGCUUCAGGAUCUCGGCCUCGAGCCCAACCUGAUGAAGGAGAGCAUCCUCGAGUCGCUUCUCACCACCGUCGUCAAGUACAAGGACAACGUGGACCAGCGCCUCAUCCUCCCCGGCGUGAACUGGACCGAGUCCGCGUCCGUGGGCAAGACCAUCGCCAAGGUUUAA